AUGCAUUUGAGGUAUUAUUUGAAUGAAGAGGGAAAAAGAGUGUAUACUUUAAAAAACACACUUGAUGAUGGUUCAUAUACAUUUAAUGCUCAUCCUGGUAUUGAUAGGAAAUAAUUUUAUAGCAAGAUUUAGUCCUGAUGAUUUAAAUUAGAAAUAUCGUGUUGAAUUAAAGAAGAGAUUUGGUUUGUUACCAACUUAAAAUGAACCUCAUUAAUUUUGA
This is a messenger RNA of Paramecium primaurelia, 220 nucleotides long. NCBI's taxonomy places the organism in Eukaryota, Ciliophora, Oligohymenophorea, Peniculida, Parameciidae. The record is from the annotation of a GenBank genome assembly.